Molecule: messenger RNA, 5206 nt
Organism: Catharus ustulatus (Swainson's thrush)
Lineage: Eukaryota; Metazoa; Chordata; Aves; Passeriformes; Turdidae
Gene: ARHGAP12
Product: Rho GTPase activating protein 12
Exons: 20
Coding region: 220-2859 (879 amino acids)
Biological process (GO): signal transduction; regulation of GTPase activity
Cellular component (GO): cytoplasm
Molecular function (GO): protein binding
Source: RefSeq, a predicted model, not a curated record
GGAGCCGCCGCAGCCGGAGCGGGGCCCGGCCGGCAGAGGAUGGCUCUUACAGACAUCGGGAGGACUGGUCUGCAUGGAAAUACUGGCUGAGGAGUCAGGUGUGCUGGACAAGCAGUGGUGGCCCUGGGGAAUAAAGCUCUGAACAUUAACAGGAGGACAACACUGAAACAGAAUGUCGCUUACCUUUUGUCUGAAAAGGUGAAAUCUUUUCAGGUAGAAAUGGCUGAUAAAGGUGGGAAGAUGGUCCCAGGACAAUUAUACAUUCAAGUGGAAUAUGACUAUGAGUAUGAGGCCAAGGACAAGAAAAUUGUGAUCAAGCAAGGGGAGAAAUAUAUCUUAGUGAAAAAGACUAAUGAUGAUUGGUGGCAAGUCAAAAGAGAUGAAAAUUCCAAACCCUUUUAUGUGCCAGCACAGUAUGUGAAGGAAAUACCCCGGAAAGCACUGAUGCCACCUGUGAAGCAGGCAGGCAUGCUGCCAAAUAACACCUUGAAGUUGACACAUGGAUUACAGAGAUCAACAGAAAAUGUGAAUAAGUCACCAGAGCUUUCUAGUUUUGGAAAAUCUUCUCCAGUUCAAGUGUCUUGCUUAGUUCGAGAUGCCAAUCAGAAUCUAGGACCGAACAAUAGCUCCUGUCAGACUUUUGGUUUGAGUCUGGACCUUACCCAGAACAAUGGAAAACUUAACAAUGAGUUGCAAUCUCCCAAGGUUUCCAAUCAGUUUAGAACCAUUUCCAUGGGCCAUUUCCCAUGCCCUGAGUUCUUGGAAAUAGAGAAGACCAGCUUUUUGCAUGAACAAUCUUGUGAUUCUGCAGGAGAAGGCUCAGAAAAAAUUCACCAAGAUUCAGAGUCUGGAGAUGAACUCAGUAGUAGUUCCACAGAACAAGUGCAGCCAACUACUCCACCAAGCCAAGGGAGGCCUGAUUCACCAGUUUAUGCUAAUUUACAAGAACUGAAAAUAUCUCAGUCUGCACUUCCACCACUACCUACAAGUGCUCCAGUCCAAAUAAAUGGGGAAUGGGAAACCCAUAAAGAUACGACAGGACGCUGUUAUUACUACAACAGAGGAUCACAGGAGCGAACCUGGAAACCUCCGCGGUGGGCCCGGGAUGCAAGCAUUAAUAAAGGGGAUUCCCAGAGCCAUGCAGAUCAUGAGCAUCUUUCAUCAGAAGAAAACGACCACAGUUCUUGUUACAGCCAGUCAGAUAGUCAGUAUGGUUCUCCUCCAAAGGGUUGGUCAGAAGAGUUGGAUGAACAUGGUCAAACCUUAUAUACCAAUGACUAUACUAAUGAAAAGUGGAUAAAACACGCAGAUGAGCAAGGUAGACCAUACUACUACAGUGCUGAUGGUUCCAGGUCAGAGUGGGAGUUACCUAAGUAUAAUGCUUCACCACAGCAGCAGAGAGAUAUAAUAAAGAGUAGGAGUCUGGACAGAAGGCUACAGGAGCCAAUAGUUUUAACAAAAUGGAGGCACAGCACAAUUGUGCUGGACACCAACGACAAGGAAUCAUCAACUGCUUCUAAGGCCAGUUUUCCUGAAAAUGAAUCAUCUCCUUCUUCACCAAAGCAUCAAGCCACAGGUCAAGAAAAGUAUGGGCUAUUAAAUGUGACAAAAAUUACAGAAAAUGGGAAGAAAGUUCGAAAGAAUUGGAUGUCAUCAUGGGCAGUGUUACAAGGGUCAUCCCUGCUGUUCACUAAAACCCAAGGAAGUGGAACUGGCUGGUCAUUUUGCCAAGGGGGCUCAAUUCCUGAGCUCUUGCUCUCGCUGCUUUCUUCUUGGAAAAAUGCUCUCAGUCAUCGACCUGCUGUCACCUAUGUAAACUCUGCCCAAGUUUCAGCUAUCAGUAAGUUUGGUGUUAAUCAAUCUAAGCCAGAAUUUACAGUGGAUCUCAAAGGGGCUUUGAUUGACUGGGCCUCGAAGGACAAAUCCAGCAAAAAGAAUGUUAUUGAGCUAAAAACUCGCCAAGGUACUGAGCUCUUAAUUCAAUCAGAUAAUGACAGCUUUAUUAAUGAAUGGUAUAAAGUUCUUAACUACACCAUCAAUAAUCAGGUAAUAGAGUCUGAUGAAGCAUUGGACGAUGAGGUACCAGAUUCACCUGGAGUGGAAAAACAAGACAAAGAAAAAGAAAAUAAAGACUCUAAGAAACUUCGUUCAGUGAAAGCACCCAGCAAUAUAGAUUCCACAGAUCAGAAAAAGACCAAAACAAAACUCAAGAAGUUUCUUACACGGCGCCCUACGUUACAAGCUGUCCGUGAAAAAGGCUACAUUAAGGAUCAAGUUUUUGGUUCAAAUCUCACCAGCUUGUGUCAAAGAGAAAACAGCACGGUGCCAAAGUUCGUGAAGCUGUGCAUUGAGCAUGUUGAGGAACAUGGAUUAGAUAUUGAUGGCUUAUACAGAGUUAGUGGCAAUCUUGCGGUGAUACAGAAGCUGAGAUUUGCAGUCAAUCAUGAUGAGAAGCUGGACUUGAGUGACAGUAAAUGGGAAGAUAUACAUGUCAUUACAGGAGCUCUAAAAAUGUUCUUCAGAGAAUUGCCGGAGCCGCUGUUCACUUACAACCACUUCAAUGACUUUGUCAAUGCAAUUAAGCAAGAACCAAGGCAGCGUGUCCCUGCUGUUAAAGAUUUAAUCAAGCAGCUGCCAAAACCAAAUCAGGACACGAUGCAGGUACUCUUUAGGCACCUGAAAAGAGUUGUAGAAAAUGGAGAAAAGAACCGAAUGACCUAUCAAAGUAUAGCAAUAGUUUUUGGUCCAACCUUACUAAAGCCAGAGAAAGAGACUGGUAACAUAGCAGUCCACACAGUGUACCAGAACCAGAUUGUAGAGUUAAUUCUACUGGAAUUGAAUUCCAUCUUUGGACGCUGACAUUUUUCUUGGAGAAGAAACUGGAAGUGAUGGGUUGGCAGCAGUACUCCAUCAGAAGGAAAGCCUCUUGCUGUAUAUGAUGUUUUAUGUUUGUGGACCAAGCAGCAACUUGUUUUUUGCACUUUCGGGGAGGAGAGAAACAGGAGAAAUGUUUGACCACUUUAAUGCGAAUUAAAGACAACACUUCAGAUUUCUUUGAAAAGUUCAAUAUAAAAAGUGAAUUGAAAAGUUUCUAGUUUGCCUUUUUUAAGUAUCAUUGGAAAAAUUUAAUAUAGGUUCAUACACUGGAUUUCUCAGAGAGUAAAACUAAUAAUCUCAGACUGGAUAAUCUGGAAUUUAAUCUCAAAAUUCUUCCAUAUGAUGAGGAAAAGUGCUACCAUUUUUCCUGGUAUGGAAAAAUUCAGUGAAGUCACAUCUUAAGCUUGUUUAUUACAAUGUAUUUAGAUCUGUAUGACACACUUUUCCAAGAGGUUUCUGCUUGCAGUGACUGUCAUAGACUUGUGCUAACAAUUUGGUUUAGUUAUUCAAAUAUAAUUCUUCACUUGAUAUCUGCUGCCCUCUUUCCUUCUUUUUCUCCUGUUUUUCUGUUGUUGGUUCUCUUUUUUUUUUUCUUUUUUUUACUUCUUUCUUACUUUUUUUUCCCCCAGCAGCCUCUCUGGAAGUUCUUUGCUGCUUCAUAGAGCAGCACACUAUUACACUAUUUCAAAAACUGAACUUGUAAAAAUAUCCAGCAAUAGUUAUUUGUCUUGGGGCAUAAUAGAAGUAAUAUUUAAUAAACAUGUUCAUUUUUUCAGGGUAUGUCCUGAGCUAAGUUCUGUGUUAUACUGAUCUAAAGCUAAAGUCCUGAGUACAUACCGACUGUAACACUGUAUUGAGUUCUUGGUAUAAUGCUGUGGUAGUGGAAGUUCAUUCUUGAUGUAAAUACAGGCUGUCCUUUUGAUUCCUGUACAUAAUUCAGUUCCUGUAUAGUUUAAGAACACUUUAGUCACACAUUUCUAAUCAUGGGUAGGUUAGCUAAAGUAGCAUAAUAUUUCCAGUGGAUGUCUGGGUUUCAGCAGGGAAACAGGUUCUGGGGAGGGAGGGAGAUCUAACUGUGUGCACUUUUAGAUGUUAAUUACAUUUGCGGGCAAAUAACUGUAAUGCAAAUGGUACUGGAGAAAUACUGAGUGUGCUUGCUAAAUUGUUAAUGCACUACAAGAAGAGCCUUUUAGGUUAUUUAAUAUGUACAGGAUACAUUAGAAAUAUGUAAUAUGAAUUCUAACAUCUACAGAUAGUAAAAGUCAUGUUUUGAUAGAUAGAUGUUUGAUGGAAUCCACAAUGCUAAAUUUAAGAUUUUCUUUUUACAUUAAUGUAGAAUAAUUUGUAAAAUUGGUUUUGAAAGAUUUUGUUACAGGGAGCAUGGUCUGCUGAAGAUUUUUUUAAAUGUAUUUUUCUAGACUAACUGCUGUAUCUGACAUAUUUGUUAUGUCUAACCUGAAUAAAGAAAACCAAUAGUUCUUUUAGAGUUUACCAUACCCACUUCAGCCAACACGAACCCCCUUUAAACAAGACCAAUGUAUGUUACCCCUUAGCAUGGAUGGAUCCCGCUUGUGACAAAGAGCUGUCACACUGGACUGAAAUAUGAAUGCCUACUGCAUAGCCUGACAAUUUUAGGAACUUCCCAGUCCCCUUAACAACUUGAAUUCUAACAUAAAGGUUCAGAGAGGGCAGAAGUAAUUUAUGGAUAUAAAUUUGCAGUCUUUAAAACACAUCCCUGCUGUACAGGAAAGAGUCAGGUAGAGGAAGGGGGGUUGUGUCUGUAGCCUUAGGGCUGCUGUGCCCCUCUCACACCCAGCCCUGGCUGGCAGCAGAGGGAUUGUGGUGGCACACUAAACUGUAACCAGACUGAUGGUACAGGAAUUUCAUGAGCAUAGGGCUUGCAUGAAAAGUUUUUGGAGAUGAGCGAGAAGAUUAGUAACCUUGUGGCUUUCUCAGUGUCUUCUUGUGGUAAUGGUGAAGUCUUGUGGUUUGUUGCAAAGCGACCUGGGUGAGAGCUUUGAAAGCCCGGGCUCAGCAGUGUGCUGUCAGCCUCCUCGGGGCUGUCACGCCAGCACUGCUCAGCCUGUGCCCAUACCUGCUACAAAAUACCGACAGAGUUGGAAUCUGUGGCUGUACAUUAUUCAAACCCUGCCUUUGGCUGUAAAGAAAGAAUUCCUGCUGCUACGUGAGAGGGCUUGUUCACUGGUCACCUUUUGUUGCGAGUGUUACCUUUUUCAAAGGAAGAAUGCCUUUUUAAAGCAAUUUGAUAAUGAGGAUGUCACACUUUUCCUUGUAUUCCCCAAAAAUAAAGCAUUUUGUUAUUACAAUA